UGCUUUUCCCCUCCGCCCUCCGCAGCCGCCACUCAGCGCCUCACACAGACAGCCAUGGCGGCGGGCUCCAAGGAGAGGAGGAACCCGGCGACCUGCCUCACCGACGACCUCAUCGUGGAGAUACUCUCACGACUGCCUGUCAAGUCGGUCUGCCGCUUCAAGUGCGUGUCCAAACACUGGCUUGGCCUCAUCUCCCACCCCGACCACCGCAAGAAGCUGCCCCAGACCCUCGCCGGCAUCUUCUACCACACCACCAGCAGCGAGCUCUUCCCCGAGUUGGUACGCCACUUCACCAAUGUCACGGGGAAGGGCGCGCCCCUGAUCAGCCCCUCCCUGUCCUUCCUCCCGGGCCACGCCGACAUCACCCUCUUGGACUGCUACAACGGCCUCCUCCUCUGCCGUAGCCGGACGACCGCGGGCGCCAACCGCUACGUCGUCUGCAACCCGGCGACCGAGGAAUGGGUAGCGUUGCCUGAGUCCAGUGAGGCUGGUAACAUCUGUGAUGCGCGGCUAGGGUUCGAUCCGGUCGUUUGCCCCAACGUCCAUGUGUUUGAGUUCGUGGAGAGGCAUGAACCUGUAUAUGGCUACUUUCCAGCAGAAUAUAUCAGUGGGCUUGAGAUCUACUCGUCGGAGACCGGGCAUUGGGCUCACAGGGACAGCGGAUGGAGUGACGAUGUGGCCUAGCUUGUGGCAUGGGAUGAGCAAUGUAUUUCUCAAUAGGUUUCUUCAUGUUUUGGCAUAUGGGCAUGGGAAUGUUGAUGUUGUACUGGUGGUUGACACCGAGGGGAACUCAUGGAGGACCAUCCCCGUGCCGCAAGGCUAUGACGACGGUUUCAUUGGACACUCUUAAGGGCACUUGUACUAUCUCACUAUGGUUGAAGAACAUGACUUGAAACUGGAGAACAUGACUUGAAACUGUCACUGUAUGUUCUUGAGGACUAUGCUAGUGAUGAGUGGAUCUUCAAGCAUAGUGUCAUGAUUUCGAAUUUAUUCAAAAUGAGCCGUUUUGCU
Sorghum bicolor (sorghum) is the source of this 1011-nucleotide messenger RNA. Its product is annotated as F-box protein At5g07610. The record is from RefSeq and is a predicted model, not a curated record. The transcript has a single exon. Gene Ontology annotation, molecular function: protein binding. The coding region runs from base 55 to 684 and encodes 209 amino acids. NCBI's taxonomy places the organism in Eukaryota, Viridiplantae, Streptophyta, Magnoliopsida, Poales, Poaceae.